AUGUCCGCCUCAGGACGAGCGGGUAGUACUACUACUUCUUCUAACCUAAGCUCCGCCCUGACCGUUUACCUCACCCGGCUCUUCAUCCUUACCUCCUACGCUCUUCUCGGCCUGGUUUUUGGUGCGCAUUGGGCGCUGCUGGCUUACCUGGUCUCCGCCGGGGAGCAGCGCGGAGCCGAGCAACAAUUCGAGACCCAACGGAAUGCGGGUUUGCGGCAAAGCCGUUGGUGGCGGUGUGUCCUCUACUGUCUGAGUACCGCCGUCGUCGCCCUCGGCGGAAGCUACUCGCGUGCGAAUUCUGUCCCCUGCGGCGACGAAGCCGACCCGGAGAUGGCAGCGCUGACGAUGGGCCGAGACUGCCUGCACGAGAAGCAGAGCGUUUCCUGGCGGUUCUUCUACAUUGUGCAUUUUCUGGCCUUGUCUUUCAACUAUCAUAGAUGGGUGCUGGAUUUUCCGGUCGUUUUCUCUCAUUUCCUUUAUUGGGACGACAGAAAGAAAGACUCCGGUAUUGCCGCUGACCUGGAAAACAACGCGGACGUCGAGGUGGAUGGUAGUGGUCCUAGUCCGGGCCGCGGGGACCACAACGGCAAUAAAGUUAGCAAGCGGCGUGACAUCGCACCGCAAAGAUUUGUCCAGCAGUACCAGCAACCACAAGUGAUUUUCGCUAAUUCGACCACGAGUAGUGCCGAUCAUUCGGGCUAUAACAUCCAAAACGACACAACUUCUCCGUCGAUGUAUGGGGCUGGAGGAGGACAUGAUCAACAGCAAGCUUAUCUUGCGCAGCAGUACCAGCACCAGCAGUACCCUGGAUCUACUACUAUAACCCCCGCCUCUCAACACCACAAUUUUAACGCAGGAGAUCAUCUUCACAACAGUAAUUCAGUAAACAACCACCAGCACGUCGACCCACCUGUUGUCUCCAACACAGCCACGCUGCUUCUCUCGGCCGCCUUCAGCGGGAUCCGGAGUAAAUUUGCGCGCCUCAUCCUUAUCGUUUGGUUCAUCAUCCAUUCGCUGAUUUGGAUUUCGUGGUGGGAAUGGAGAACCUAUGACACUGAGAAGUUUGAUGAAGAAACGUUGAAGAUAAACAAUGUGAACGAAGUGGAGGGCCUCCCGUUCAACCCCUUCUCUGCGGAGAGAAAACGAAUCGACGACUACAACAAGGACUACAAAGAAUUUACGAGUACGCUUCUGCUCACUCCGUUGCCUGUGUUAGGAGUGGCUUGGUUUUAUAACAGGUACGGCUAUCAACUGCGGCGGGUUAUCAGGUGUGGUGUGUUUUGA
This is a messenger RNA of Amoebophrya sp. A120, 1284 nucleotides long. The record is from the annotation of a GenBank genome assembly. Lineage: Eukaryota; Dinophyceae; Syndiniales; Amoebophryaceae.